AUGACAUCCACCAUAACCACCGCUCAUUCGGCCUCAUCGCCUGCGAAAUCCAAGAAGGAUAGGGUUCGCGGAGAGAAGGGAAAGGAUAAAGAACGAAAAGAUAAAAUUCCUCAGCAUGAGGAAAGGUUGAAGACAAUCGUCCGAAAGCUUCCUCCCAAUCUACCAGAAGAGAUCUUUUGGCAGAGUGUACAAACUUGGGUAACAGACGAGACUGUCUCGUGGAAGAUAUACUACCCAGGAAAAUUUCGACGUCGGUUGAAUAAAGAGAACGUACCUUCGCGCGCGUACAUCCUCUUCAAAAAUGAAGAACAAUUGGCCCUUUUUAGCAAAGAGUACGAUGGACACUUGUUCAGGGAUAAAUCAGGAAACGAAGCGCAUGCUGUCGUGGAAUUUGCGCCGUAUCAGAAGGUACCGCCCGAAAAGAAGAAGUUAGAUCCUCGCAAUGGAACGAUUGAGAAAGACGAGAACUAUAUCUCAUUCAUUGAAUCCCUGACUGCAUCUGCGAACCGCGAACCUGUAUCUAUUGAAACACUCAUCGCGUCUACUCAACCAGUCCCGCAACCCAAGACAACACCACUUCUUGAAGCACUAAAGGCGGAGAAGAACGCUAUCAAAGAGAAAGCUGCGGUCAAAGAAAAAGCCAGUCGAAAAGAAGAUGCAGGCAAGAAGAAAGGUGGAAAGACAGGCAUCGAUCCUUCGGCAUCAUCAUCUGCCCCUCCUCCUUCGAGUAAGAAGGCUCUUAACAAGAAAGCUGUGUCGAAUGCCAAUAACACAUCCACUCCCACAGCAGGCGGUCCUGCUGCCAAGUCUGGUGCCUCACGACAACAAUUAUCCCAGCCCCAAACCCGCACUCAACCUUCGGUCCAACCUCCAACCAAAUUACUAACACAUAAUCCACCAGUAGCACCUUCAAAUCCCGAAUCUCAAUCCAAAACGGACCCAUCUUCCUCGACUGCUCCGACCCCUGCUCCUCGUUUGGCUUCUCGUCAGUUCGAAGCCGCUUUGAGUGGGGCCGGUGUUAACGCAGCAGAACGAAAGUCCCGCAAAGAGCGAGAGAAAGAACGAGAAGCAGCCGCGGUGAACAAGGAUAAAGAACACGGUCCUCAAGAACAAGCACUUGCAUUAGUAAUUGGGAAAGAUGCACCGUCCAUUUCCACUAAUAUCCCAACUACCAAUACGAACAACACGCUCGUUUCCUCAGGCUCAAAACCUCCCUCUCCAAAACGUGAUCGCGGUGGUUCCAAACGUAAAAACAGCGUUAGCAGCAAUAGUGGGACCCCGAUAGCUACUACUCCCAAGGUGCCCAGCAUACUGCAGCGUGCUGUAAUAGCAGAUGUUUCGACUGGGUCAAUACCACCAGUAAUACCGCCACGUGGAGGUGAUGAAUCUGUGUCAGGACCAAGUCCUUCUGUUGAAGCUGGCUCUGGCAUCCGUGGUGGAAGGCGGGGUCGAGGUCGUGGGGCACGCGGCGCUUUAAAUUCCACUACUCCUGCGCGAUCUGGCUGA
Molecule: messenger RNA, 1506 nt
Organism: Lentinula edodes (shiitake mushroom)
Lineage: Eukaryota; Fungi; Basidiomycota; Agaricomycetes; Agaricales; Omphalotaceae
Product: Smg-4/UPF3 family-domain-containing protein
Exons: 8
Coding region: 1-1506 (501 amino acids)
Biological process (GO): positive regulation of translation; nuclear-transcribed mRNA catabolic process, nonsense-mediated decay
Cellular component (GO): cytoplasm; nucleolus
Molecular function (GO): mRNA binding
Source: RefSeq, a predicted model, not a curated record